AUGAAGGAAGGAAGAGCAGAAGACUGGACAUACACAUUGAAGAGAAGUGAUUGGACAGUUUCUUCUAACGGCCCACGACAACAUUUAGUAUUCAAUCGUCUGGAUAAACAUCACAUUGGUGUUUAUCAGUGCUGUGGUCACAGGAAGAGUUCAGAUUCAACAAAAUGCAGCAACAGAGUCUCUAUACAUGUAUCAGACAAACCCAGAUCCAGACUGACAGCAGAAACAACAACUGUGUCAGUAGGAGACAGAGUGACACUGAGCUGCUCUGUGGAGAAAUCUGCUGGUUGGAAAUAUGAGUGGUUCAGAAGAACCUCACACACCUCUGAAUACAGAAUCAAUGAUGGAGAAAAUGGAAACAUCAGAGUCUCACAAGGAGGAAUCUACAGAUGCAGAGGAUCUAGAGGAGAACCAGCCGUCUACUCUGAUCAAAGUGAUGAAGUCAUCAUUAACAUAACCUUUUCCAACAAAGUGAGUGUGACCCAAAAACCCAGCUGGUCUCAGAUGUUCAGAGGAGAGACGAUCACUCUGACAUGUGAGGUUCAGGGAGGUGAAGGAGUUCAGUGGGAGUAUGAAUGGAGAACACCUCAGUCACAGACAUUCAGGACAAACAGGAAAGACUGGACAUUCACAGCUUCCACCAGUGGAGACUACAGCUGUAAGAGCAGACCCACAAAUGAUUCUUAUUCUGGAACAAAGUGGAGUGAAGUUGUCAGAGUAUCUGUUUCAGGAUGUCAGAAUGCUGUGAAAGCGUACAUAAGAAGAGGAAUAAUCCACUUUUGA
Molecule: messenger RNA, 783 nt
Organism: Oryzias melastigma (Indian medaka)
Lineage: Eukaryota; Metazoa; Chordata; Actinopteri; Beloniformes; Adrianichthyidae
Exons: 4
Coding region: 1-783 (260 amino acids)
Biological process (GO): cell surface receptor signaling pathway
Molecular function (GO): transmembrane signaling receptor activity
Source: RefSeq, a predicted model, not a curated record